UCAGAAAAGCGGCCUGGGACACGAAACCUGCGACAAAGUCGCAAAAGACUGGCCAGGAUGUGGCUACAUUUCCCAGUUUUUGAUCUCAGCCCAAAGGGUAGAGUCCCCGUAUGCUGGAGAUUUGACCGGCAUGUCUGUGUAUUAGGCCUGGUAUAUAUACCUAAUGAAAGCCAAUCAUGUCGGCUUUGAGAGAGAUUCUGCAAGCAACAGGUGACAGGUAGGGGAGUGGUGUAGGUAAGCCAGAGUGUGUUUGGCGUACCUGCUGGCUGGCACUCACCUCUCUGGUGAUACCGCCCUGGAGGAUAUAGCUUACAUAUUGGGGAUGCUUAUUCAAACACAAGAGUGAAAAUCCGAAAUACUUCGUCGACAGCGAUCCUUGUGUGCGGAGGAAUUUGAAUUUUCGGAGGGCUGCGCCACCAGUGGAUUUUCUGACUAAUCCAAGAGACCAGUCACAGCGCCACCUGGGUGAGGAGGCCAGCUACCUGCACGGCAAUGAAAGCGACAUGGAGGGCUUUGUUCGUGACCCUGCUCUUCCUCGUCAUGUGCUCUCUCCUGACCCUGGAGAAAGUGUCCUACAUCUGGACCCUGCGAGUCCUCGGGCGCGGCACGUGUCCGUGUCUGUCGGGAGUGCCGCCAUCCUCGUACUCCUGCUGACGCCAUACACGCUGGGACUCCUGCAGGCUGUGUGGAGUGUGCCUUUCCUCAUCAGGUGUCCCGACCCUCGUCUUCCUCCGGUUAUUAACAUUCUUAUGGGCAUUCUGAGCAGUCUUCUUGAGGUCGGCUGUGUCACGUGGUUCACAAGUCACGUGGCAUCACAGCUGCCUGUCUUCGUGGUCAUUCCAGCCCUGGCAUCCGUCAUGGCGCUUUCGUCUGUUUCACCGUGGUUGUCAAAGGCUAGAGGACCAGACGGCAAAGAGGAGUUAGCGGACCUCAUCAAGACCAAAGCAGAUUCCCCAUGUUGUCGAGCUCGCCCCUACCUUGCACUACUGUGCAUGCUGGGACCCUCCCUCGCAGCUGCCAUUCUCCUCCUGUCUGGCAUCUUUGACUGGUACCACGGCGCUGUGCUGGCCUCUUCCACCUUCCUUCUAUCUGUUGUGUGGUCACCCGGCGUGGUGUAUCGCACCAUCAGCGUCGAGGGGCAAGUCACUCUGGGGUGCAAACGCCUGGGGGUCUUCUACGCUGCCGUGAAGGUAGCCGGCGUAUUUUUCUUCGUGGGGCUGGAUCUGGUUCUGCGAAGUGUCCCUGGACAGGACCUGAUCACCACCGCCACGAGUUCUUCCAUCAUUUCCGGGAGCUUCAUAGCUCAGACCUUGUCCUCCCUCUCUUCCUGUCGGGUGUGGCAGGCCUCUUCGGCCAAGGGUUCGUGUAUCUGAGCCUGGCCUUCUGCCAGCCAGUUGUGGGCAUCCUCCUGCCCUCCUUGCUGUCCUCAGUGUCCAGCGUGGCCCUCGGAGUAGGCUUCUUCGCACCUCACGUCUACCAUGUCAAUGAGUUAUCGCACUUUGGGGACCUAGU
This is a messenger RNA of Pomacea canaliculata, 1512 nucleotides long. RefSeq lists its product as uncharacterized. The transcript is spliced from 6 exons. The record is from RefSeq and is a predicted model, not a curated record. Lineage: Eukaryota; Metazoa; Mollusca; Gastropoda; Architaenioglossa; Ampullariidae. Bases 504 to 1373 code for a protein of 289 amino acids.